CUCGUGUUUCGUUGCUUCGCUCCGCGAGCAUCCCCGCAAUGAAAUGGUGCUCUCGUUGCGGAGGCGAUGGCUCUCCCUCCUAACCCUAACCCUAACCCUAACCCUAACCCUGAUCCUCCUCCUCCACACCACCCCUUCUCUUCGCCUACUCCUCCCCACUUCCCCCUCCUCCUCCUCCUCCUCCUCCCCACUCCCCUGCGGCGCCGCGGACGCCGACCUCGCCGCGGGGCGGUGGUCCACGGCACCCCUCCGCCGCCCCCUCUACGACGCCACUUGCCCCUUCCACCGCAACGCGUGGAAUUGCCUCCGCAAUGGCCGGGAUCGCGUGGAUUCGAUCGCGUCGUGGGCGUGGUUCCCCGACCGCUGCGGCGGCGCCGCGGUCCCGCGCGCCGACCCGCGCGGGUUCCUCGCGGCGGCGCGGGGACGGAGGAUCGGGUUCGUGGGGGACUCGCUGAACGAGAACUUCAUGGUGGCGUUGCUGUGCGCGCUCCGAUCCGCCGAUGCCGGGGCGAGGAAGUGGAAGAGGAAGAGGGCGUGGAGAGGCGGGUACUUCCCCAAGUUCGAUGUGACCGUGGCUUAUCACCGCGCGGUGUUGCUCGCUAACUACACGUGGCAGCCUAUGGAGCAUUCAACUCUUCCGGCUAAAGAUGGAAUAAGAGGGAUUUAUAAGGUGGAUGUAGAUGUUGCAGCUGAUGAUUGGGUUAACAUCACCAAGUUCUAUGAUGUCCUAAUUUUUAAUACUGGGCAUUGGUGGGGGCCAGAUAAAUUUCCUAAAGAGACUCCACUUGUCUUCUAUAGAGAAGGAAAGCCGAUAGAUCCCCCACUCGGCAUUUUUGACGGCCUAAAAGUAGUGCUCGAGAGUAUGGCAUCUUACAUAGAUCAGGAAGUUCCUAAACAAACAUUAAAGCUAUGGCGAACUCAAUCGCCGAGGCACUUCUAUGGUGGGGAAUGGGAUCAUAAUGGCAGCUGCUUAUUUGAUGAGCCCCUGAAAGAUAAUGAGCUUGAUUCUUGGUUCGAUCCGAGGAACAGAGGAGUAAACAAAGAAGCAAGGGAAGUGAACUCUCUCAUUCGAAGUGCUUUAAUUGGCACAGACAUACAAUUAUUCAAUUUGACCUAUUUAAGUGAGUUUCGGGCCGAUGCUCAUCCAGCAAUAUGGCUGGGAAAGAAGGAUGCCGUUGCCAUAUGGGGACAGGACUGCAUGCAUUGGUGCCUUCCCGGACUACCUGAUACAUGGGUCGACAUCUUGGUUGCGCGAAUCAUGCAUUAUUUUCAACAGGGUAAGCAUAGGAAAAAUUAAAAGAAAAAUUGACCCUUCAAACCCUAUUCUCUGAAGAUCGGCCUGAUUUAUGAAAACAAACUGGAGGACUUAUUUUUCUCAAAGAAGCUGCUGAUUCUUCUGACAGCCAAAUGGUUCUUAAACAAUGAGGUAUGCACCAAGCAUCUUCCUUGUAGUCUCGAAUUUUUCCUUCCUCCCUAUGUAAAAGUGUCGUGCAGUUCCAUUCAUUGAUUCAUUAAUCCGUAUGUACAGGAUGUGUUUCCAUUGAUUUAUUAAUUAGUACGCGCUUUAAGCUUAGGGUUUUGGUAUCUUAUUACAAAAGCCUCUCGAAAGACAUGUUAGACUAGUUUUUCUUGUCGAUUUCUGUAAAUUAACAAUGUUUUGGCAUCUUACAGUAUAUGUUAUACAACUUUUUCUUGCUGAUUUGUGUAAAUUAGCAUUGCAUCUGUAA
Molecule: messenger RNA, 1727 nt
Organism: Ananas comosus (pineapple)
Lineage: Eukaryota; Viridiplantae; Streptophyta; Magnoliopsida; Poales; Bromeliaceae
Product: protein trichome birefringence-like 12
Exons: 4
Coding region: 44-1297 (417 amino acids)
Cellular component (GO): Golgi apparatus
Molecular function (GO): O-acetyltransferase activity
Source: RefSeq, a predicted model, not a curated record